Molecule: messenger RNA, 1861 nt
Organism: Engraulis encrasicolus (European anchovy)
Lineage: Eukaryota; Metazoa; Chordata; Actinopteri; Clupeiformes; Engraulidae
Product: outer dynein arm-docking complex subunit 1-like
Exons: 9
Coding region: 33-1094 (353 amino acids)
Biological process (GO): cilium movement; outer dynein arm assembly
Cellular component (GO): axoneme
Source: RefSeq, a predicted model, not a curated record
UGGAGGUCAUUCACCGUGACAUCCGCGAUGUGAUGAACAAGACCACGGCUGCUGCUGAUGGAAGGUUUGAUAUGCAGCUGAAGACCUUGAUCUUGAAGGACAAAAUGCUGAAGGACAUGGACCAGUACAACGGCCAGAUUGGUGCAUUUCAGCGGGUGAUCGCUCACAACGACCAGCUCAAGAACUUCAUGAGCAUCAAAGGCACCGAGAGGGCCAGCCAAGAAGACAACUCUGUUGAUCUCCGGAAACAGGAGAACGAAGAGAGGAGAGAGAAAGGAAUGGACCUGGAGAUGUCUCUCAAGACCAUCCAACGUGUGACUGGAGAGAUAGAACCACAGAAAAUUGUGGAGAAGUUCAGACAAGGCGAGUCUUGGAGUUUUUCUCUACUGAAAUUUGUCAACGAACAGAAUAACCAGGCUGAGCAUAUAAGGGACCAGAUCAGUCAGAUCCUGAAGGAGAUUGACCACCUGAAGGGCGAGUGGCGCCUGCAGAACGAAGAGCACGCAGGCGUCAUCCGCAGCCUGUCGUCGCGGCAACAGCAGGUGGAGAGGCAGAGGCAGGCCACCGAGCAGCGCAGCGCCGCCCUCAACAAGACCCUGGAGCAGCUCAAAACAGGAAUAUACUCUUUGAUGCAGCAGACUAACUGUGAUCGCACUGCCAUCGAUGAACAGCUCGGAGCCUCCUGUGACAACAGGGAGAGCAUGAUCAUGGCCUUUUUGGGCCUUUUGGAGCACCGAACCAACGAGCUACUCACCGUACAGUCCUUCCUCAAUAUUGAGGAUAGAAAAUGCAGCGUCUCAACCACAGCAUGUCACUUACUUGGAAAGAGUCAGCCACUGUCCCAACAAGAAUUAUCCGUCAGGCCACCACCACCUUGGAAUGAGUCUGAUGAGGCGGAAGAAAGCGAACUCAACCAGGAAGAACACGUUUUAUCUAGAGAGACGCUGCACAAGCAUGCUUUGAAGAGGAUGGAGAGAAGGAGGACCAGGCCGGAAGUGAAAAGCGACAGUGACAGGAUCAGCCUCAGCACCAGCCUCCGCAGGCGCUCCCAGGCCUUGGGCCUGAUGUCCGGAAGCCGUCUAGCCUUGCCUUGAUGUGGAAGACCUUGUCUGGCCCUGGCCUCCAGACCUAAGACGUUGAGUCUUCUUCUGCAUAUUUUCUUUUUGUUUGUUUGUUUGUUUUUAACUUUGUGAGGAUGAUGCAUCAUAUAUUAUCAUAUAUUUUUUGCAACUUUAAAUGGUACAUACCCCAAUAUGUUAACUGAGAACCCCCAUGUCUUCCACUCUAGUAACUACACUGUAAAACAUUGCAGCCAGUUUAACGUAAAAAAGUAAGUUGCGCUGCUGCCUUAAAUGUGAGUUAACACAACUCGAGUUAAGUUGAUUUACAAACUUGAGGCAGCAGGGCAACUUACCUUUUUACAUUUAACUGGCUUUUUACAUUUAACUGGCUGCAAUGUUUUACAGUGUAGUAGGACAAGCAUUCACGCAGUGUGUCUUUUUUUCUUUAUGGCAUUAUCUCAUCUGUGACAUCAGUCUCAGGGUUUUCGUCUAGUCUGAGCUUAAAAGGAAAUACCUAAAAUGCACAUUUCUUUUGAUGGAACACACUGCAUUACAUUUUGAAGUCUGUCAAAUAAACAAGUCAAUUCCGCAGUAACAAAUUAAAGACAUUUUUAUUUCUCACUGCAAAUGGCUUUUGCUGUGUAAUUAUACAUUUUAGUGCAAAGUCUUUCUGAGGUGAAGAUCAUUUUACUGUUUGUCUUGGAGUGGUUUCAAGAAAUCAUGGAGUGGUUGGUAUACAGCAAAAAGAUUAUCAAUGAUUUGCGCUCAGUUACAUUCAGUUUGGUGACAGCAUUAUCUAU